UGAUGCGAUGGCAGCGCUCCUAGUAAUUCAGUAGAGAAGUGAGAGCGCACAUGGUUUUGUUGUGGUUUUCUUACAAUCAUGGAAAAUGAGGCGAAAAAGUGGUUUCAAGAGGUGCAAAAGUACAAUUCUGGUGAAAUUGUGGAGUUGAGCGAGGAUGAGCUCAAAGUGCUAACGUCAACAUGCCAAUCAACAUUUGAGAAGAACUUCGACAGCAUUCUUAAAAGGAAUCCGUCUGACUCCAAGUGGCUGCAGACGGCGCUUCAUCGCGGAACGCUGAGAGAUAGAGCGAAUGCCGGAACGUUGUUGUUUCAGAGCAAUCCACUGGCGAAUCUGUCUGCCCUAGAUGUCCUCAUUGGACUGACCAAGGCGGCAAAUAAGGCUAGCGUGGAUGUUAUAGAUGUCAUCACUGAUCUCUUUAUAACGUCCAUUCUGCCGGACAACAGAAAAUUGGUGGCGAUUGAUCAGCGCGGAAGCGACUGGAACAAACUGAAGAGUGAGAAGCAGCUGGAGAAGAGCUUCCUGGACAAGGUGUACAUGUACUGGCACUUUGAGUCUGAGCUGAAGCAGCGAUAUUUCACUUUCCUGCAGAAUCUUGACGGGGUUCUGAAGAGUGGUCAGGAUGUGCACAAAUGCCUGGCGAUUGUCUGUGCGGCGAAGCUGCUGAUCAACAGUCCGGAGAAGGAAUCGAUGCUGCUGUCCAUGCUGGUGAACAAAAUGGGUGAUCCCACGGUGAAAGUAGCAGCCAAGGCGCAGUAUCACCUCUCCGAGGUGGCACACCAGCAUCCCAACAUGUGCGGAGUAAUUGUCCGGGAAGCGGAGAGGCUCAUCUUCAGGCCAAACAUAUCGGAACGCGCUCAACACGUCACGCUCACCUUUCUGGCCGAGACGGCUGGCCUGUGUUCGGCGGAAGUGUGCAGAAAGCUGACCAACAUCUGCUUCUCCUACUUCAAAAUCCUCGUGGACAAAGGCAUGGUGAACAACAGGACGAUGCAGGCCAUACUGCGGUGCCUGCGAAGAUCGGUGGCCAAUGCCGUGGAUGAGGAGUCAAGCACCGCUGCAAAUCCCCUCAAUGAGGAGCUGCAGGAUGUAAUUUACAGAUUGAUUCACUUCGCUGAAAUCCGCAUCGCCAUCCAGGCUUUGGGUCUCUUGCUACAGAUCAUCGUGACGUGUUCCGGCCUCAACAGCGAUCGCUUCUACUCCGCCUUGUACCGCAAGAUGGUGUCAAUUGAACUCACGUCGAUGACACACAAGUGGUCAGCUCAGUUUCUCUACAUCAUCCAUCGCGCUGUGGCCAUCGACAAAGAUAUCCCGCGCGCGCAGGCCUUCCUGAAGCGUCUUCUGCAGAUCACAUUCUAUCUGCCAUCGCAAAUGGCUUGCGGAGUGUUUGUCAUUAUGCAGAAGAUCCUGCAAGAUCGCCCUGAAUUCAAUCAGAUGCAAGAGAAGCCAACGGCUGAGGAUAUUGUGAAGAACGAAGUAAAGUCUCAGCUUUUCGACAGUGAUUCUGAGCACUAUUCGGAUGCAGAUGAGGAUUCGCCGAAGAAGGCUAAGAAGCGCGUCAAGACGAAGUCAAAGAGCAGCGAAUCCUGGUGUCAUGUGGAUCUCAAUGGUGCGAAAGUUGAGGAACAGGAGGAGAAGAAGCCCAAAGUGAGUCGUCUGCCGCUCAAGUACGAUCCAUUCUACAGGAAUCCAGCUGGAGCUGGAGCGCAAUAUGAGCCGUUUGUGGAAAUGCUGAGAUUCUCAACGCAUUUUCAUCCCACUGUGCAGAAAUUCGUGGAAUGCGUGCUGGAGAAGCAAAAGAACACUUAUUACGGAGAUCCUCUGGUGGAUUUCUCCUUGGCGCAAUUUCUGGAUCGCUUCUCGUUCAAGAAUCCCAAGAAGAAGAGCGAGAAGGAGGUGAAAUCCGUGGUGCAGAAGGCGCACAAGAAGUCGAGGGAAUACAAACCAAUGGGGAGUCGAGGACAGCCAGUCAGGUCGAUUUCGGAGGAGAAUUGCACUGAGAAUGAGAGAUUCAUCUUUGAGUUCUUGAAGAAGCGACGGGAAUUGCGCGGCGCCGACGAUGAAGAUAAUUCAGACUCUGAUAACUCUGUUGAUGAUGAGGAGUUCGAUGCGUAUCUGGACAGUUUGGGACCCAAGACGAAGGACAGCAGCGAGGUGGAUGUUGAUUACAUGAAGGAGUUGAAUGACGUCGAAGGUAAGAAAAUCAAAGGCAAGAAGCGGAAAUCGGAGGAAAACGGCGAUGAAGAGGACGCUGAGAAGGAGGAGAACGACUGGGAAGAUGGCGAUUCGUCUGACAAUGACGAUCUUUCGCUGGACGAUGAGAGUGACGAUAUGGAAGCGAUGUCCUUCUCCUCGAGCGACGAAGAGCUGGACUCUGAUGAUGGCGACAAGCGCAAAGGCGUAAAGGUGAUGAAUGACAAGGACUUCAGGAGGAAGUUGAAGGAGAAGGCAGACAUGUCGUCUCUCUUUGCCGCCGCUGAUGACUUCUCUGAGAUUCUAGAGGAGAGCGGCAAGCUGAAGAACCACGGAACUCUUGAAGAAGUGGCCAACAAGGACAAGUCGUCGGAGAAGCAAAUGCAGUGGGAGGGAAGUCGCAUGCGGAAUUCCAAGAAAAGGGGCUUCAAAUCGCAUAAGAAGUUUCGGCCCAGCGGAGGAAAAGCGGUCAAGAAGCGGAAAUAAGCACUUAUCUCUCGUUUGAUCCUUGAAUAAAAUCACUCUC
Molecule: messenger RNA, 2716 nt
Organism: Phlebotomus argentipes
Lineage: Eukaryota; Metazoa; Arthropoda; Insecta; Diptera; Psychodidae
Gene: Noc1
Product: CCAAT/enhancer-binding protein zeta
Exons: 4
Coding region: 79-2676 (865 amino acids)
Cellular component (GO): nucleus
Source: RefSeq, a predicted model, not a curated record